AUGUUUUUUAGACUUAGCAAAAAUUGUGGAAGAUUUAGCAAACGCUUUGUCAGAUAUAAUUCCAGUAUCAGCAGAAAUAGUUCUAAAAGCCUGUUACUAGCUUAUACGUUUGUUGCAAUUGGGUUCCUGGGAGCAGGAUAUCUUAUUGGAAAAUCAUUAGUGAAAAAGUCUUCACCGACAUCUGCCGACCGAUCUACUUCCCCAUUGUCAACUUUGCUGUCUCCUCAAUACGCCAAUGAAAAAGAUUUUCAAGCCGGAUUAUCAAAAAUUGUUGAUAUUGUUGGUCAAGAGAAUGCGUCUUUUGAUAAAGAUGUUUUAUUGGCACAAAAUGAUUCCUUUUAUUCCACUCACCACCCACCAAAUCCUGACGUUCAAAAACCCAGUGCUGUGAUUUAUCCAACGUCAACUGAACAGGUAUCAGAAAUUAUGAAAGUUGCCCACCAAUACCGAAUUCCUAUUGUAGCCAAUUCCGGAUUGACAUCUUUGGAAGGUCAAAAUAUCCAUACCAGAGGUCCGUAUAGUAUUUCAUUAUCAUUUCAAAACAUGAAUCAGAUUGUGGCAUUCCAUCCUGAUGACUUAGAUAUUGUUGUUCAGCCAGGUGUUGGUUGGCAAGAAUUGGAUGAUUUUUUGGUGAAUGAUCCAAAGGGGAAAAAUUUGAAAUUUGGUCCUGAUCCAGGAAUAGGAGCCAACAUUGGUGGCAUGGUAGGCACUAGUGCAUCGGGCACUAAUGCUUUCAAAUAUGGUACCAUGAAAGAAAACGUUGUCAAUUUGACGGUUGUGUUGGCUGAUGGAACCAUUAUCAAGACGAGGCAAAGACCAAGAAAAUCAAGUGCUGGUUACCAUUUGACAAGAUUGUUUAUUGGUAGCGAAGGUACCUUGGGUAUUGUUACUGAAAUUACCGUUAAAUUGCAUGUUCGUCCUAAGUAUGAGUUUAUCACUGUAGCUGCAUUUCCGUCAAUCAAAGAUGCGGCUUCAGCAGCUGAAACCAUUAUCGCUCAAGGAAUUCAGCCCAAUGCCAUGGAGAUAUUGAAUGAAACUAUGAUGUCUUUUGUUAAUGACACUUCAGACCUGGAUAAGAAAAACUUGGAAACACCAACUUUGUUUUUUAAGUUGGGUGGGCCAACAUUAGAAUCUACUGAGGAACAAGCAAAUUUGGUUGAUGAAAUUGCCAAAAAGAAUAAUGUCAUGAAGUUGCAGCGAAGCACCAAUGAUGAAGAAAACGCUGAACUUUGGGCUGCAAGAAGAAAUGGGCUUUGGUCUACUUAUCAAUAUGGAACAAAAGUCUUAGAAGAUAAAAAUGAUGUUCAGGUUUGGACCACUGAUGUUGCCGUACCAAUCUCAAAAUUGUCACUUGUAAUUUCCGAGAUCAAUGAUUAUUUGAUAGAAAAAGGGUUCAAGGACAGGUUCUCCGUAAUGGGACAUAUAGGAGAUGGGAACUGCCAUUUCAUUAUAUUGUACAAUUCUCCAGAUUAUGAUAAAGUACAUCAUGUCGUUGAUCAUAUGGUUGAGCGGGCUUUGAGUCACGACGGUACAUGCACUGGUGAACAUGGUGUUGGUGUGGGCAAAAGAAAAUAUUUGCCACUGGAGUUGGGUGUUGAAGCGGUCGAUACUAUGAGACAAAUCAAGCUUGCAUUGGACCCACGUCGUAUCUUGAAUCCUGACAAAAUCUUUAAAAUUGACCCAGAAGAAAAUUUGGAUGAACAAUUGGAUAAAGGGUCGGUUAAAGAAAAACCUAGUUGCAUGCAUAAUCAUUAA
Molecule: messenger RNA, 1755 nt
Organism: Candida dubliniensis CD36
Lineage: Eukaryota; Fungi; Ascomycota; Pichiomycetes; Serinales; Debaryomycetaceae
Gene: DLD1
Product: Dld1p
Exons: 1
Coding region: 1-1755 (584 amino acids)
Biological process (GO): lactate catabolic process
Cellular component (GO): mitochondrion
Molecular function (GO): FAD binding; D-lactate dehydrogenase (NAD+) activity; D-lactate dehydrogenase (cytochrome) activity
Source: RefSeq, a predicted model, not a curated record